CAGUGGGUCCUUUAUCAUUCUAUCUCAUUCCAGCUAGCGCAUGCCAUGUGAAUUGAAUAUAAAAAGACGAAACAACGAAGCAAGUCCACAACACCAAACAAGCUCUUUCGUUUCUGCACAAUGCAUCUCAAAAGCAUCGUUGUUCUUCUCUCUCUAGGAGCACUCGCUCAGGCCUUUGUCAUCCCAGACUAUGCCACUGACGGACUGUACUUAGCGGCAAUUGAGCCAGACGGCACCGAAACUCACACCCGCAUAACAGAUAUUAUGCCCAUCGGUGAAAGAGAGAUACCCGAGAAGACGGAAAACCUCCACUCCCUCAAGCCACGGGGUGACAUACCCACCUGGUGUGGAUGCGGCUACGACUUGGACCAUACUGGAACCGACCAAGCGGUAGCUGCUAUCAAGAACUACUUCCAAACAAUCACCAGUAGUCUCAAAGCACAGAACGCGGUUUAUAUAGUGUAUGGAGGCACCGUCGCUUUCAUGUGCAACAGCGAUAACAUAGAUUGGAAUGGUAUUGCAACGGAGUUUAUUACCACUGCAUACGAAAUAAUUACCUCGAUGUGCGGCUGGUACAUCGCUGGCACUGCACAGUGGGAAGGGGGAAUUUUCAGGAUUGGUUACAUUCUUGACACUAGUUACUUCUAUACCGGAAGCAAUCUGAAGAGCCUGAUAUGUACCUCUCCAAGUUUUGAAUCCGACUUACACAAGCUCGUCUUGCUAGUGCACUGCCACAAUCACGAUGCGGGCCAACCGAAGAAGCGGCGACUUGAGGCAUGGAAGCUCGCGUUUCCGCCUGAUAGUGUUGAUGGCAGCGUGCCUGAACUUUCCAAUGAGUGGCUUAUCAGAAAGGUUCUUGAGCAGUUGAAUGCCGAAUGUAUUACAUACGACAACGGACGGGCGUGUAAGCGAAAGAUUGGCGGGCAGAAGGAGCAGAAUUGCGAGAGAACGCUUCAAGAGCUCACCAACUCAAAGAUAUACGCCGAAGACACCAAGCUCGUAUCUUUACUCAAGGUACUGGAGUGGAGCAGAACUUGCGACAUCUAUAAAAGUCCGAUGCAGUCUACGUGGCUAGCGACAUGGAUGGAAAGCCUCAUGCUGGUGCUACCCUUGCUGAAGUUAGUAGGCAGACGGGCCCUCGCCAGCAGUCCAUCGAACGAGCCUAAGGCUUCUUCGGAAGCUCAAGCACGCCUGUCUAUCGCCACGGCUCCCUUGAUGGCGCAGAAGGUUUCUUACUUCAAAUUACGCAUCUUGCCUCCACAAGCUUCAUUAGGCCCUGUCAUUAGCACAGACGCUGAUCCGGCAUUAAACUGGCCAAAAGCCUACGACUCGAGCCACUUCAACAUUGUUGCACAUGUCAAUCACGACGCCAGGUCUACACGCUCGUAUGCGCGGAUUCGCACAACGAUCCGAAAGUUGUUAGAUACGUCUGACCUUCGUGACGGAUAUGUCUACUCCUACGGAGUUGAGGGCAAUGAAGGCUACUUCAUCAAGUGGCAAAAUGUGGGUUAG
Macroventuria anomochaeta is the source of this 1512-nucleotide messenger RNA. RefSeq lists its product as uncharacterized. The record is from RefSeq and is a predicted model, not a curated record. The coding region runs from base 121 to 1512 and encodes 463 amino acids. The transcript is spliced from 3 exons. Lineage: Eukaryota; Fungi; Ascomycota; Dothideomycetes; Pleosporales; Didymellaceae.